GUGAGGGUUUGAAGGCUCUUUGCAUUUAUUGAUUUGCAUUUAAUUCCAAUGUAGUAAACCUCUUCCUCCGAGCUGCUUUGUUCAGUUCCGCCAACGCUGCUACACUUGGGUUUUCACAGAUACUUGGUGUGUUGGCAUGUGAUGACGUUGCAAGCUUUCCCUAGCGAGGCUGCAGAAGUGAAAGCUUCCUUGAGACGCUGCAUCCAGGCUCACAGUCCGCCGCCAGCGAGGGACUGCUCCAGGGCUUUAUCUUUGCUUGAAUGCCGAGAGGAGAAACAGCCCGGCCCCUGCUGAAUGAAGUGCAGCUCAACCUAACCUGAAGACUUUAAUUCUCGUCAACAUGAUGUGUAUUUCCAGCAUUUUCUGUUUUUAAAUUGCAGAUAUCCAUCAGUUGAAGCUUCUUUUUUUUUAACAACUGAUGAUUGCUGUUUUUUGGAGCAAAGAAGACCAGAGAAGGUUUGAUGGAGAUGUACAUGUACCUGACUGACAGGGUUCAGCAAAAAGCAAACAUUGAAUCAAUUGACCUGUGAUCACUUAAUACUGCAGUUCUGGCCAUAAGGAAUUUUCCUCAAAAAUGUGGACUCUUGGUUUGUUUCUUUAUGUGUCAAUUUCCUUUUUAACUAAGACCUCAAUGCAAAAUUUGCAAGAUAAUGGAAUCAAAGUGCUAAAACUCCUACGUGUCAGCAGUGCAGAAGAAUGUAAUCAAACUUGUGACUCUGUAACAGACCAAGGUGGCUUGGAGUGCAAUUGGGUGGUGAUUGAAGAAAAUCAAAAUCUCUGUUUUCAUUUGUACUGUCUGGAUAUCUCUAUCUGUAAAGGAGCAACUGUGGAAGAUGUUAAAGCUUUGCAAAUAGGAGAAGGUUCACCAGUCAAGAAUUUGCACCCUGUACAAAAGGAAGUAAGAGAUACCCAUUCAGUUUACAGUAGUGCAUCAACUUUUAAUAUGUUGUCAUCAGACAGUAAUACAAGCAUGUCUGCAACAGUUUCAACAGCUGUCACCAAUUCAAGUACAGAGUCAAAUGAAGUUUCCAGCACAGACACCAUUAAUGCUACAGCUACAGCAUCAACACCAAGCAAACAAUUCAUUGGUACUUCUGGUUCUAUUUCUAGUACUUCAGCCACCUUACCGGCUCUAACCAUGGUGACAGCAACAUCGCCAACAAGUAACUCAAAAAUGAUCACCACUGAAGUGACAUCAAUAACUACAGCAUCAACAAAAGUCAGUAAGCAGCAUACCACUGUUAAUUUAACGGGAUUGUCCACCACCCAUGAAAGUACUGCAUCAAUUGUACACAGUCAACAGACUACAUCAGUUCCAGCAAAUUCGAGCAAAAUUGUAUCAACUAUGGCACCUAAUAGUAUUUCAAAGGAUUCUACAACUUCCCUUCAGUCUAACCCAAUUAGUACAAAACUGUUGAGUUCCACGCCAAAAACAACUCAGUCUUCGACCUCACAGCUAACCACUGUUACCCCAACAAAAGUGUCUACAACAAAGCUAAUCCUAGAGACAACAACAAGGCAGAAACAAACUCGAACCGAUGCAAGCACAAUCACUGGAGGAGUGUCACAGUCACCAAAAAUAAAAAGCAGAACUACAGUUGCAUUUAAUGAUGAGAAGAAUUAUGUCUUUCCUUCAGUGCCUGCUGGAGCUCUAAUCAAAUAUUUAGCUGACACAAGCUCAUUAAUGGCUAUUCUAAUAUUUGGACUGUUGUUUUUCUUAGUGAGUAUUAUAUUAUUUGCACAUAAAGCAUUUGAAAGCUAUAAAAGGAAAGAUUAUGUGCAGGUGGAUUAUCUAAUAAAUGGAAUGUAUGCAGAUUCAGAUAUGUAAGAAAAAAGAAACGUGAAGAAUAUAGGAAACAUAACACUCUGCUGUUGUAAUAAUGGGACUGUUUCUUUCAUUAAACUAAGCACAUUCUAUAAACUACAAUGCAGAUCAUCUGCAAUGUGCCAUAAGUCAAACAGUACUGCCUUGUUCUGGAACUUCUAAAGAGUGUUCGGAGGAUGUCAAUUGAGAUAUCAUUGUGAAUUUCUGAUAUUAUAAUUAACAUCAAUGUAAUUAUUUUGUGAGCUGCACUAUUUAGCUCUAACUAGCUUGCAACAAAAAAAAUUCUCCUUAGGCCACUGUUUAAAACAAAGUCACUUUGGUGUAUUUUUGAUUCAGAGGGAAUUUUGCAAUAAAAUAAGUUUUCAAUGAGGACAAUUCAGUAAUCUCAACCUUUCGAGCAAUACAGUUGCUAAAAUCGUGCCAUUGAACACAAAGCCAUGUUCUAUAGUUGCAAUGUACCACUAUGCAGUUUCUUGCCUUAAAAUUUAAUUUUUUUUAUCCUAUAUUUCUGAAAUUUAAAUCUGUUUGGGAGGUGCUUCUGUAUAAUUUUAUGAGAUACCUGGCAUUACUUCAUCAUAUCACUAUUAAACUGGUUCCAGUGUAUUCAUUACUGAAACACUAUUGUA
This is a messenger RNA of Pristis pectinata (smalltooth sawfish), 2451 nucleotides long. RefSeq lists its product as uncharacterized. The transcript has 5 exons. Lineage: Eukaryota; Metazoa; Chordata; Chondrichthyes; Rhinopristiformes; Pristidae. The record is from RefSeq and is a predicted model, not a curated record. The coding region runs from base 575 to 1828 and encodes 417 amino acids.